Hydra vulgaris (swiftwater hydra) is the source of this 3702-nucleotide messenger RNA. The record is from RefSeq and is a predicted model, not a curated record. Lineage: Eukaryota; Metazoa; Cnidaria; Hydrozoa; Anthoathecata; Hydridae.
AUGCUCUUAAUUAACAACAACUCUACAAAGCCAGUAAUUGAAAGUACAACAAAUCAAGUUUCUACCAUAUCAACCAAAGUUACAACAACAACAGCUGAGUCAACUAUAACAACCGAAGUUGCAACAACAGCUGAUACAACCACAACAACCGAAACUACAAUAACAACAUCUGAAGCUACAACAACAACAUCUGAAGCUACAACAACAACAACUGAGUCAACCACAACAACAGAAGCUACAACAACAACACCUGAAGCUUCAACAACAACAUCUGAUUUAACUACAACAACCAAAAUUACAACAACAGCUGAGUCAACCACAGCAACCGAAGUUAUAACAACAACACCUGAAGCUACAACAACAACACCUGAAGCUACAACAACAACAAUCGAAAUAACAACAACAGCUGAGUCAACAACAACAACCGAAACUACAACAGCAUCACCUGAAACUACAACAGCAACACCUGAAACUAAAACAACAACAGAAAAGUCAACCAUAUCAACUAAGGCUUCUACCGUACCAACCAAAUCAUCAACUACAACAGCUGAGUCAACCACAGCAACCAAAGUUACAACAACAACACCUGAAGCUACAGCAACAACACCUGAAGCAACAACAGCAACAAACGAAAUUACAACAACAGCUGAGUCAACAACAACAACCGAAGCUACAACAGCAACACCUGACACUACAACAACAACAGAAGAGUCAACCACAACAGCUGCAGGUCCUACUAUACCAACCGAAAUUACAACAACAAUGUCUGAGUUAACCACAACAACAGCUGAGACAACCAUAACAACCGAAGCUACAAUAGCAACACCUGAAACUUCAACAACCACAGAAGAGUCAACCACAACAAUUGAAGCUCGUUCUACCGUACAAACCGAAGCUACAACAACAACAACUGAGUCAACAACAACAACCAAAGCUACAACAGCAAUGGCUGAAACUACAACAACCACAAAAAAGACAACUCAACAGCUGCAGACAACAACAACAACCGAAACUACAACAGCAACACCUGAAACUACAACAACCAAAGUUGAGUCAACCACAAUAACUGGAGCUCCAACAGACACACCUGAAACUACAACAACCACAGAAGAGACAACCACAACAGCUGCAGGUCCAGCCAUACCAACCGAAGCAAUAACAACAUCGUUUGAGUCAACUACAAAAACAGCUGAGACAACCACAACAACCGAAACUACAACACCAACACCUGAAACUACAAUAACCACAGGAGAGUCAACCACAAUAACUGAAGCUCCAACAGACACACCUGAAACUACAACAACCACAAAAGAGUCAAACACAAAAACUGAAGCUCCUACAGUCCCAAUCAAAGCUACAACAACAACAGCUGAGUCAACCACAACAACCGAAACUACAACAAUAACACCAGAAGCUACAACAACAACACCUGAAGCUACUACAACAACAUCAACCACAACAACAGAGGCUGCAUUAACAGCAUUUGAAGCUACAAAAACCACAGCUGAGUUAACCAUAACAACCGAAGCUACAAUAACACCAUCGGAAGCUACAACAACAACAUCUGAGUCAAAUACAACAAACAAAAUUUCAACAACAGCUAAGUCAACAACAACAACCGAAGCUGCCACAACAACCGAAGCUACAACAAAAAUACCUGAUGCUACAGCAGCAGCAGCUGAGUCAACCACGAUAAUUGAAGCUACAACAACAGCUGAGUCAAUCACAACAACCGAAGCAAGAGCAGCAACACCUCAAACUACAACAACCACAAAAGAGUCAACCACAACAACUGAAUCUCCUACCGUACCGACCGAAGCUACAACAAUAACAGCUGGGUCAGCCACAAUAAUCGAAGCUACAACAACAGCUGAGUCAACCACAACAACUGAAGCCAUAACAACAAUACCUAAAGAUGCUACAACAACAGCUCAGUCAACUACAACAAACGAAAUUACAACAACAGCUGAGUCAACAACAACAACUGAGUCAACAACAACAACAGAGGCUACAUUAACAACACUUGAAGCUACAACAACAGCUGAGUCAACUACAACAACCGAAGCUGCCACAUCAACACCUGAUACUGCAAAAACCAUAGAAGAGUUAACCACAACAACUGAAGCUACAACAACAACACCUGAUGCUACAACAACCACAGCUGAGUCAACCAUAAUAAUCGAAGCUAUAAUAACAGCUGAUGCUACAGCAACCACAGCUGAGUCAACUAUAAUAAUCGAAGCUAUAACAACAGCUGAGUCAACCACAAAAUCCGAAGCUACAACAACAACAUCUAAAGUUACAACAACAAGAUCUGAGUCAACUACAACAAACGAAAUUACAACAACAGAUGAGUCAACAACAACAACCGAAGCUGUAACAACAACACCUGAAACUACAAUAAUCACAAAAGAAUUAACCACAACAACUGAAGCUACAACAACAACACCUGAUGCUACAACAACCACAGCUGAUACAACAGCAACAACCAAAGUUACAACAAUAACACCUGAAACUACAUUAUUCACAGCAGAGUCCACCACAGCAACUGAAGCUACAAAAACAACACCUGAGUCAACUACAACAACCGAAGCUACCACAACAACACCUGAAACUACAAUAACCACAUCAACAACAACAACCGACGCUACAACAGCAACACUUAAAACUACAACAACUACAGAAGAGUCAACCACAACAACUAAAGCUCCUACUGUACUAACCGAAGCUACAACAACAACAGUUGAGGCAACCACAACAACCGAAGCUACAACAACAACAUCUGAAGCUACAACAAGCACAGCUAAGUCAACAACAACAACCGAAGCUACAACAACAACACAUGAAGCUAUAACAACAACUGCUGAAUCAACAGCAACAAUCGAAACUACAACAACAGCUGAAUCAAUUACAUCAAAUGAAGUUACAACAUCCGCUGAGUCAACAACAACAACUGAAGCUACAACAGCAACACCUGAAAUUACAACAACAACAGCAGAGUCAACCACAACAUCUCAAGCUACAACAACAACACCUGAAGCUAUAACAACCGCAGCUGAGGUAAACACAAGAUUCGAAGCUUCAACAUCAACGCCUGAAGCUAAAACAACAACAGCUGAAUCAACAGCAACAAUCGAAGCUAUACCAACAGCAGAGUCAACCACGACAAGUGAAGCUACAACAACAACACGUGAAGCUACAAUAACAUUACCUGAAGCUACAAUAACCAGAGCAAAGCCAACCACAACAAUUGAAGCUACAACAACAACACCUGAAGCUACAACAACAACACCUGAAGCUACAACAACCACAGCUGGGACAACCACAAUAGCCGAAGCUACAACAGCAACGCCUGAAGUUUCUACAACCACAGCUGGGUCAACUACUACAGCCGAAGUUACAACAAUAGCUGAGUCAACAACAAAAACCGAAACUACCACAACAACACCUGAAACUACAAUAACUACAGCAGAAUCAACCAUGAUAACAGAAGCUUCAACAACAACACCUAAAGCUACUAAAACAACAGCUGAGACAACCACAACAACCGAAGCUACAACAGCAACACCUAAAGCUACAACAACAUCAGCUGAGUCAACCACAACAACCGUAACUUCAACAACAGCUGAGUCAACCACAACAACCGAAGCUACAACCCCAACAACCGAUGUUACAGCAACCACAGUUUAUUCAAACACUUAA